Messenger RNA from Schistosoma mattheei, 1074 nucleotides. Lineage: Eukaryota; Metazoa; Platyhelminthes; Trematoda; Strigeidida; Schistosomatidae. The record is from the annotation of a GenBank genome assembly.
AUGACUAAAAAAUCGAAAAAAUUAACUUCUAAAAAUGAAUCUCAAUUGAGAAAAGAUUUAAAAAAAGAAUUUCUUCAUUUUUGUCAAACUACUACUAUACGUGGAGUAACAAGAGUUGUGACCGCUAGAAAUAAAACAUUACAAAUUUUAUGGAUUGCAUCAGUGAUUUUAUUUUUUGGUGGUUUAUUUGUUUGUAUGUUUAUAUUAACACGUCAAUAUUUGGAGUAUAAUGUAAUUCAUCCACCACAAGUAUUACGUGAUACACCAUCACCAUUUCCAUCAUUAACAUUAUGUAAUCUAAGACCAUUAUCUUCUGAAGCUAAUUCUAUAUUGAAUAAAUAUAAUUUAAAAUCACCUAGACAAUUUGCUAUAGAUGUGAAUAAUUUUGCAGCUAAAGCUUAUUAUUUCAGUAAUGAUAUACAUUCAUAUCAACAAGUUACUAGUGCUGUAUCAAUGGGUGGAUAUUUGGAAAGUUUACCUCAAAUUGUUGUACCAAAACUUGGACAUAAUUUAAGUCAUACAGUAAUUCAUUGUAUGGUGAUUCAUGCCGAAGGUAGUAAACGUGUUAUGAAUGAAUGUAUACAAGUUGGAAGAUGGCGUCGUUUUGUUCAUGCACAAUAUUUAAAUUGUUAUACAUAUGAUAUACAUGAAAUCUAUCGUAAUCAUGUACGUACCAUUGAAUUAUUUGUUUAUUUAGAUGAAUCAAUGAAUAUUACUUCAUGUUCUGACUGUUUUAGUUCAGAAAUUAAAUCACAAUUAAGUGGAGCUGUAGUUACUGUACAUAAUGCAGAAACGUAUCCAGAUAUAAAUCAGGAAGGAAUAAAUAUUCAACCGGGUAGUUUAACUGAGAUAAAAGUUAAAACUAUCAAACAUACACAAAAAACACCGCCGUAUGGACGUUGUUCACCUGAUACUCCAACGAAAAUUCAUCUUUACGGUUCAGAAGUAUAUGCAUACUCAGAACAUGCAUGUCGAAUGAGUACUAUACAAAAUACAUCAUCAUCAUCAUUUUAUAUAACACAGUUUGUGAUAUGUCAUCCUUAUACAUUUGCAUACAAUGCAUUGGAUACUUAA